AUGAGUGGAGAGCAAAAGGUGGCGUGCGUGACAGGAGCUUCCGGUUACAUAGCUUCGUGGGUGGUGAAGCUCUUAUUGGAACGUGGAUACUCUGUCAAAGCUUCUGUUCGAGACCCAAACGAUCCAAGGAAGACAGAACACCUGCUUUCCCUCGAUGGAGCUAAGGAAAGACUACAUUUGUUUAAAGCUGGUUUAUUGGAUGAAGGGGCUUUCGAUGCUAUAGUCGAUGGCUGUGAAGGUGUUUUCCAUGCAGCAUCGCCUGUACUCCUUUCAGCCAAUGAUCCACAGGCUAAAAUAAUUGACCCCGCAGCGAAGGGAACACUAAACGUUCUCAAAUCAUGUGUAAAAGUCCCUUCUAUAAAGAGAGUGGUAGUAACAUCUUCCAUUGCUUCAGUUGCUCUCAAUGGAAAACCUUUUAGCUUUGAUGUGGUUGUCGAUGAGACCUGGUUUUCAGAUCCUGUAUAUUGUGAGCAGCAGAAGUUUUGGUAUAUGGUAUCAAAAACUUUAGCUGAAGAGGCUGCUUGGAAAUUUGCAAAGGAAAAUAGGAUUGACUUGGUCACACUACAUCCAGCGCUUGUGAUUGGUCCUCUCUUGCAGCCAACUAUUAACCUCUCUGUAAAGCCUAUUCUGAAUCUUAUAACUGGAGCUCAAACACUCCCCAAUGAAGUUUACACAUUUGUUGAUGUUAGAGAUGUUGCUUAUUCACAUGUUCAAGCAUUUGAUGUUCCAUCUGCCAGGGGAAGAUACUGUUUAGUUCAAUGCGUUGCACACCUUAUUGAUGCUUUGAAGAUUUUAAAAGAACUCUACCCUUCCUUGAACCUUCCUGAAAAAUGUGAAGAUGACAACCACCUAUUGCCAAUCUAUCAAGUAUCCAAGGAGAAAGCAAAAAGUUUGGGUGUGAAUUUCAUUCCUUUUGAAGUGAGUCUUAAGGACACUGUUGAAAGCAUAAAGAAGAAAGGUUUUGUUAAUUUUUAG
Molecule: messenger RNA, 975 nt
Organism: Ziziphus jujuba (common jujube)
Lineage: Eukaryota; Viridiplantae; Streptophyta; Magnoliopsida; Rosales; Rhamnaceae
Product: phenylacetaldehyde reductase-like
Exons: 6
Coding region: 1-975 (324 amino acids)
Molecular function (GO): oxidoreductase activity, acting on the CH-OH group of donors, NAD or NADP as acceptor
Source: RefSeq, a predicted model, not a curated record